Molecule: messenger RNA, 942 nt
Organism: Rhagoletis zephyria (snowberry fruit fly)
Lineage: Eukaryota; Metazoa; Arthropoda; Insecta; Diptera; Tephritidae
Product: fibrinogen-like protein A
Source: RefSeq, a predicted model, not a curated record
AUGAAGCCUUCCUAUGGAGAACAAACUCCGUGUAAGCUAGACGAGUCCGACGACCUAGACGAAUACGAAGACGGAUACGAGGACAAAUACGAAGCCGAUUACAAGGAGGAAUAUGAGUACGAAGACUAUACGAAGGCCAACCGAAGACAGAGAAGAAUUAGAAGACGAAGAAGAAAACGAAAGCUUGCCGUGUUGACAUUUUUCGCCACUUUCUGUUUAGCGAAUACACUGCAGAAUGUCACCGAUGGACCUCUAACGAAAAAUUCACUUGCCCGGUCAGUUUAUGCAUCUUCAUUACCGCGAAGUUGUGCAGAAGCAUUCGCAGCCGCUCGUAGCGCAGCACAGAGUGGCAUCUAUCAGUUACACCUGCCAGAAUGGUUUGAACACCCGUUCUACGUGUACUGCCUAAAGGAUCCUAAUGGUGGCGAUGCUUGGACAGUAUUUCAGCGUCGCCAGGACGGAUUGGUGAAUUUUUAUCGCACUUGGCGAGACUAUCAAACUGGGUUUGGUAAUUUGGAUGGCAAUUUCUUUAUUGGCUUGGAUAAGUUGCAUGCCUUGACUCAAGUGGAGUUGCAAGAGUUGUGGAUUGAAAUGAUGGAUUAUACGGGCACACAUGUGCAUGCGAAUUAUGAAAGUUUCGCUGUGGGCGACGAGGAGGAGAAGUAUGCGCUGAAUAUUAUAGGCAAAUAUUCGGGCACUGCCGGCGAGGCGCUAAAGGAUUUUCAUGAUGGUCAAAAAUUUAGUACUUUCGAUGAGGAUAACGAUGAGUAUGUGGACAACUGCGCCGAGAUUUGGAAAGGAGCUUGGUGGUACAAAGACUGUUGGUGGAGUAAUUUGAAUGGCAUGUACAACAACUCAUUAUUUUGGAAUGGACGCUAUCCAAACAAUAUGAAGUACACCCACAUGGCUAUAAGGCCGAAGAAACGGCUAUAAAUCACUUUA